AUGGAAAUUAAUCUAUGGAAAGUCGUGUGUGCUGUAUGUGCUCUGCUCCUUAAUGGUUCAGGACGCUCAUUCGCCCAGCUGAGUGUGUGUGGUCAACCUGGACUGAACACAAGGAUUGUUGGUGGUCAAGAUGCCUCUCCCGGGUCCUGGCCCUGGCAGGUCAGCAUUCAGAGAGGAGGCAGCCAUUUCUGUGGUGGCAGCCUGAUCAAUAAGAACUGGGUCUUAUCAGCUGCUCACUGUUUCCAAAGAAUUGGUGCAGCAUCUAUCACAUUAUUUCUAGGAAUAAAAAAUCUGCAGGGGACAAACCCUAACAUGCAGCCAAGAAGUGCUAUUAAAAUUAUCAUCCACCCAGACUUUAAUAGUACCGCCAUUAACAAUGACGUUGCACUAGUCCAGCUGUCCUCUUCAGUGACGUUCAAUCCGUAUGUGUUGCCGGUGUGCCUCGCAACAGCCAACAGUUCUUUUCCUGAUGGAACAAAUGCCUGGGUCACUGGAUGGGGCAGAAUUGAUACUAAUGUGAAUCUGCCGGCCCCUCAAACCCUGCAAGAGGUGAAGGUGCCGAUUGUGAAUAACAGUGCCUGUGCAAUUGCAUAUAGACGUGAUAUAACAAACAAUAUGAUAUGUGCUGGUGUGGCUGCAGGAGGAGAAGGUGCAUGCUAUGGGGAUUCUGGAGGUCCACUGGUGGUCAAGAUCAAUCAAACCUGGUUUCAGGCUGGGAUUGUGAGCUUUGGCACUACAGGAUGUUCUGUCCGUGGCUUUCCCACUGUGUUCACCAGAGUGUCUCAGUACCAAGUCUGGAUUGAGAGCGAAAUCACCAGCAAUCCACCUGUAUCAGUUACAUCCUCAAGUGGCAGUCAUGGCUCCUCCAACCUCUUCUGUCUGCUCUUUUCUUUUUCCAUCAUCCCCUUCGUCCUCUUUCUAUCUAUUCUCUAG
Molecule: messenger RNA, 933 nt
Organism: Clarias gariepinus (North African catfish)
Lineage: Eukaryota; Metazoa; Chordata; Actinopteri; Siluriformes; Clariidae
Product: serine protease 27-like
Exons: 6
Coding region: 1-933 (310 amino acids)
Biological process (GO): proteolysis
Molecular function (GO): serine-type endopeptidase activity
Source: RefSeq, a predicted model, not a curated record